Messenger RNA from Ilex paraguariensis (yerba mate), 638 nucleotides. NCBI's taxonomy places the organism in Eukaryota, Viridiplantae, Streptophyta, Magnoliopsida, Aquifoliales, Aquifoliaceae. The record is from the annotation of a GenBank genome assembly.
CUUUGAUCUUAUUUUUUGGUAUUUGUUGAAGUCCAUGGCUGCAGUUGGCAUACCAGCUUCUUUGAGCCACCUAAAAUAUCUUAAAUUGUCUGAAAUAUGUUUUGGGCUAACAAUGGAUGUCAAGUUUGCACUUUUCUUGAUCAGAAACUCCCCCAACUUACAGAAAAUUACAAUUGAGGCAUUUGUCAGCACAGAAGCUGUUAAAGGUUCUGUUCUAGGAUUUUAUGAUACACUAAGCAACACAAAAGUCUCUUGCUUUCGACUUCGAGAAGUGGUGAUGCGUUGUAUGACUGGCACAUUGCCUGAAUUGAUGUUUGUUAAGUUUCUGCUGGCCACAUUGCCGAUGCUGGAGAAGAUGCUUAUUGAACCCAAUCCAGCGAAGGUUAAUGACAGAGGAUUGGAGAUAUUGAAAGAAGUAAUACGAUUUCGCCGUGCGUCAUCUUGUGCAGAAAUCAUGUUCAAGGAUUUCUAUUAGCAUCAAGUUAAGCACAUGAAUUGUUUUGGUCAUCGAACUGCUUUAAGAGAGAAUGGUUACUCCAUCUUUUGUUUUUUUUGUUGAAACUGUCUGGUUUAAGUUCAUUGAGGAAACAGUGGAAGACAGAAAUAUUUUUUGGGUGCAUAUAGAAUCCUAAUGAUGG